This is a messenger RNA of Porites lobata, 531 nucleotides long. NCBI's taxonomy places the organism in Eukaryota, Metazoa, Cnidaria, Anthozoa, Scleractinia, Poritidae. The record is from the annotation of a GenBank genome assembly.
AUGCAACGGGAUUGCCAUCUGGUGACUCAAGUUUACGACGUCCUUCAUUUGGUGUGGAAAACAUACCACUACAGCCCAAAAAGCAAGCGUGAUUUGAAGACCCUUGGAAGCCAGCUUGGAAUUGACGUGUUGCAGCCAACUCGAGUGAAAGGAUCAAGGUGGUUACCACAUGUCAGCAGAGCCCUUGACGUGUUCAUUAAACCAGUGAAGGAUGGAGAUUUGGCAAAAGAUGAAUCGCAGUAUGCAGCUGUUCUACAGCACAUGGAGCACUUAGCCUCAACGUCUCCUAAAGCAGAAAUCAAAGGCAGAGCAUUUAAUGUUGCUCGCGCUAUGAAAAAGGUUUCCUUCCUUGUUUUUUGCCAUUUUCUUGCUGAUAUGUUUCAGAUUCUUGGUAAACUAAGCCUGCAUUUCCAACGAAAUGACUUAAUACUUCCAAGCGCUCUUGCUAUUCUAAAGGAAACAGUUGAAAACAUUAAGAGCCUGCCUAAACGACCAAUUCCCGGUGGAAGAAUGGAAACCCUUCUAGCAAGU